Molecule: messenger RNA, 499 nt
Organism: Lynx canadensis (Canada lynx)
Lineage: Eukaryota; Metazoa; Chordata; Mammalia; Carnivora; Felidae
Gene: LY6G6C
Product: lymphocyte antigen 6 family member G6C
Exons: 3
Coding region: 1-378 (125 amino acids)
Cellular component (GO): protein-containing complex; external side of plasma membrane
Source: RefSeq, a predicted model, not a curated record
AUGAAAGGUCUUCUGCUGCUCACCCUGUCUGCUCUGCUCUGCUGGGUCUCAGCUGACAUUCGCUGUCACUCCUGCUACAAGGUCCCUGUGCUGGGCUGUGUGGACCGGCAGUCCUGCCGCCUAGAACCAGGACAACAGUGCCUGACAACAAAUGUGUACCUCGGUAAGAUGUGGGUUUUCUCCAACCUUCGAUGUGGCACACCUGAAGAGCCUUGUCGGGAGACCUUCAACCAAACCAACCACAAGCUGGGUCUGACCUAUAACACUACCUGCUGCAGCAAGGACAACUGUAACAGCCCAGCCCCUCGGCCCACCCCAGCCCUGGCCCUUGUCCUCCUGACCUCUUUGGCUGGCCUUGGCCUCUGGCUGCUGCACUGAGACUCACUCCAUAGCUGCCCCUCCUCCCACUUGCCUUAACUUGAGCUGAGCCCUGUGUCUCUGUGUCCCCCGGCUCCCUACAAUGGCCUCUCCUUAGCUCCCUUUGCUCAGAAAAACAUUU